Sycon ciliatum is the source of this 1523-nucleotide messenger RNA. RefSeq lists its product as uncharacterized. Lineage: Eukaryota; Metazoa; Porifera; Calcarea; Leucosolenida; Sycettidae. Gene Ontology annotation, molecular function: protein binding. The record is from RefSeq and is a predicted model, not a curated record. The transcript is spliced from 6 exons. The coding region runs from base 324 to 1424 and encodes 366 amino acids.
UCGUUUUUUUCUUGCUCGUUGCCGUCUGUGGGUGUUCUAGACGGAUGCGUGUUCUGCUUGCGGCCCUUCAUAUUGUUCUUUUCUGGGAAUUUGAGUGACGCUCCGUCGCAAUUUGGUUGCGGAAGUGAAGCGCUUUCGUUCGUUACCUGGCCAUCGGCAGGUGGCGUUUAGAUUUGUGGGACUACCAAUCGUCCGGGUCAACGUUACCAGAAUAGCGGACGCCGGACAGGAACCACCCGGCCGUUAUCGGGAGCAGGUGCUUCUCCCUGGCUUGAAGUCAGGUAUCCGUGUGGUGACAACGCUGGUGAAGGGUAUUGUCACAAAUGGGGAUAGGGUGCAGCUUAGGCCGCCAGUCACUACCAGUUGACCAGAGUGAUCCAGCUCUAGCGUCCAGCGUUGAUGAGAGCUCCGACUGCCAGUCACAACCAGCUGACCAGAGGGAGCCAGCUCUCAGGUCUAGCAAGGAUGAGAGGAUCGACCACCAGUCACAACCGGCUGACCAGCGGGAUCCAGCUCUAGGGUCUAGCAAGAAUGAGAGCUCCGACCACCAGUCACAACCAGCUGACCAGAGUGAUCCAGCUCUAGGGCCCAGCGUUGAAGAGAGCUCCGACCGCCAGUCACAACCAGCUGACCAGAGAGAGCCAGCUCUCAGGUCUAGCAAGGAUGAGAGCAUCGACCACCAGUCACAACCAGCUGACCAGAGGGAUCCAGCUCUGGGGUCCAGCAAGGAUGAGAGCUCCGACCGCCAGUCACAACCAGCUGAUCAGAGAGAGCCAGCUCUCUCUGAUGGUGCUGCAAUGGAAGCAGCGUCUGAAGAGGAGAGUAAGUACAAGUAUCGACCACCAAAUAGGGCUAAUGUGGACAGUGAUCACUACUACUCAACCAAUGCGCCUCACGCAGAUCUGGUGAGAGCAUGUGAAGAUGACGAUGUGGAACAAAUCCGACAAACCGUGAAUAUCGGCACUCCAACCGAACCUGUGAUUAGACCGGAUCUCUUGGAACAAGUGCCGGAGCCAUACUUUCACGUUUUGUCUACGAGAAUUCCCACGACAAUCAUGGCUCUUCUGAUGCUGGCAGCAUGCUACUAUGGCAGCAUUCAUUGUGUCCAGUUUUUACUCUGGUGUGAUCCGUCGCUCUUGCACGGCAAAGUUAUGUUCCGUCCUGGUAGUGAGCCACGAGUGAGCUGCCGCCCAGUAUCACUUCUACAUGUCUGCGCGUUCCGUGGACAUAAAGCACUGUGUGAGCUGCUGAUAAAAAAUGGUGUCGACGUUAAUGUCCAAAAUGAGUAUGGUACGACACCACUCCACUAUGCAGCAUACGGAGGUCAUGUGUCCGUAAUAGAAUAUCUGUUGAAUGCUGGACAUCCAUUGGAAGCGAAAAAUUCGGUAAGUCAGGAUAUCCCUGGUGCAUGCUUGUUUGUGUAGGAGCAGAAAAGAAGGAUUACCGUACUUUCGCGAUUAGAGCCCUCUCUUGAAUAGUGCUCUAUGUUGAAAAGUGCCCCAGUCUCUAUGAGCAUGUGAACA